Messenger RNA from Gopherus evgoodei (Goodes thornscrub tortoise), 1379 nucleotides. RefSeq names its product FKBP prolyl isomerase 1A (gene FKBP1A). The record is from RefSeq and is a predicted model, not a curated record. The coding region runs from base 74 to 454 and encodes 126 amino acids. Gene Ontology annotation, molecular function: peptidyl-prolyl cis-trans isomerase activity. NCBI's taxonomy places the organism in Eukaryota, Metazoa, Chordata, Testudines, Testudinidae. The transcript is spliced from 5 exons.
CUGCGCAUGCGCACGCGGUCUCCUCCUGAGCUGAGUGCGGCGGCUGCGGGAUCGGGCGGGCGGCGGCAGCGGGAUGGGUGUGCACGUGGAGACCAUCGCCCCCGGAGACGGGCGGACCUUCCCCAAGCGCGGACAGACCUGCGUGGUGCACUACACGGAUGUACUCUGCUGGCUUCGAGGCUUUAGUCUUGGAAAGGCAGGCGGUGCUGCCUCAGCACUGCUGGCGAGCGGUAUGCUGGAGGAUGGGAAAAAGUUUGAUUCCUCCCGCGACAGGAACAAGCCAUUCAAGUUUGUGAUGGGCAAGCAGGAGGUGAUCCGCGGCUGGGAAGAAGGGGUUGCGCAGGUUUGGCACAUGGAGGAAUCCAGAAUCUCAGCUUCAAGAAAAAUGCACAUGACUUUGUAUGGAGCUUUUCCUGAUAUUCCACUACACUCAUUGUAUAACCAUAUACCCUGAUUGAAUGUGUCUGAUCACUCAGCUUUGCUUCUGACUCUUCCUCCUUGUAUUGUGGUUUUAUGUCUUUUAAACUAUAUGCCGUAAACCUCACCAUUUUGGGGGUCAAAUUCUUAAUCUUAUUUUUGUUCUGGGUGUAGAUUAAGUUGUGUAUGAUUGAGCAUUUACCAGUAAGUACACUGAUGGGUUAACCUUAGAUAGGAAUUGUUUGAACAAAGAAAACCUGUUAAUUUUUUGGAUGCAAAUAUCGUGUAUUAAAAACAAUUGCUGCUGCUCCAAAAGCCAUAGCUAUCGAGGGCUGAGUGACUCUGGAAAGCAGAGUAGUUCUAGGCUAAUGUAUUUGUUUCCUUGGCUGAAACUGGGCCUCUGGGAGCAACUUGCUUCCCCCUUCCCGUCUGCCUUGUGGAAGGACAGUUUCAACGCGGUGUUGCUGCCCCAGCAGUAUUUUCCCUCCAGGGUGGCUGGGGCUGCCCUUUCAGCUGCCCCCAUCGCUACCCAUUGACUUUUUCAUAUCUUGGUUAUUUUCUCUUGGAUUUCAAAGACCUUUUUAUCUUUAGCCAUCAAAGCUCUGCAACUACCUACAUUCAAGAACUUGAAUUGAACUUUUUAAAUUGAAGGUGCUGUUUAUGGGGGGUGGGGGAGAUACAAAAAGAAACCAGCCCACAAGAGAAAACCCAAACCCCAGUCGUCGUAAUUACGACUUAGACCCGAGUGUUCUCUACCAAACCUUGAUGCUGGUCAUCACAGCUCGCAGCAGUUUCCUGUAUGACGCACAGUCCUGCUCUGCUGAGGUCCUUCCCACUCGCCUGCCUCUGCCCUGUGUAGUAAUUUUUGGUAAGAGAAAUUGCCGCUAUCACUUCCUCCUCCACCACAUCAAAGUAUCACGUUUUAUUAUUGCAAUAAAAUGCUUUAUGCUGGCUUUUCUCAA